Molecule: messenger RNA, 837 nt
Organism: Cotesia congregata
Lineage: Eukaryota; Metazoa; Arthropoda; Insecta; Hymenoptera; Braconidae
Source: the annotation of a GenBank genome assembly
AUGCGUUUUGUAUCAGUGAUAAGCAUCUCCGUAUUUUUACUGUCGAUAUGUGGAUUAUCAUCAGCUUCGAGGCCAGAUUUCAUAACGAAAUCGGUCAACCAGUGUAUCGGAGCCGAAUCAUGGACCGGGUGUUUGAAACAGGAGGUCCUUGAGUAUCUGGACGAUAAGUUAGGCACCACGACCGAGGCGCGUUCUCUAGAAUCCGUCGACGAGGCUUUAAUCGUCAGAACUGCGAAAUACUUGAAAAGUUUUGAAUACGGUGUCAAUCUGCCGUUUGUAGACGCGAAAUUAAAGUACCGACCGGGAAGAAGUCUCGCCGAUUUGGAUAUCGAGUUUCAAGAUAAUGAAGUAGCGACUUCUCAAGCACGUGGUUUGUUGAAGAAGAAAUUGCUGCUGCCAAUUUUGCUCCUUCUUAAGCUAAAGCUCAAGGCCUUGAUGCCGAUCUUUGUUGCUCUCAUUGGACUCAAGGCUAUGAAGGCUUUGAUUUUAUCUAAAUUGGCGAUUUUACUUGUCGUUGGAUUUAUUGCUGUUCAAUUCUUCAAGAAAGGCGGUAUGACACCUCCAAUGGGAAUGACAAUGGAGCCUGCACCAGCUGGAUCCUACGGAGCGCCCCCAGCACCAUCAACCACAUCUGGAUACGAACCAGUGAAUACCUGGGACGGAAACGGUCCUUACUCACGUGUCUGGACGCCAAGCAAUGGUGAAACAGCCCAAAAUCUCGCUUACAAUUACUACGCACCAAGUAGCAAUAGCGGUAGCUCAAACUCUUACGGUGCCCCAUUAAGCUCAUCCUCGUCAGCAUCCGCUAGUUCUAGCAGCAGUUCAACAAACUACUAA